AUGUCCUGCAAGAAGUGGUGCUCGAACAGCCAGACGAAGUGGAUCCUUGCAGGCAGUGUCAGUGUGACCCUGGUGUUGACCAUUUCAAUGGUCCUGGGCCUCACCUUGCAUCGGAGCACCCAAACAGGCUGUGAUCAAGAUGCAGUUUGCCGUUCAGACGCUGACAUGCUGGACUACAUGCUAAGCACGGGCCAUAUCAGUCACCGGGAUGGCCUGCUAAUCACCUGGUACCACGCAGCCAACAGCAAGAAAGAGAUGGAGGAUGCCCUGAACAGCAGUGUCAUGGUCUUGGAGGCAGAUGUCAAUGUAGAAGGGUUCACCACAGUCAAUGAGACCGGGGUGCCUAUUAUGGCCCACCCUCCAGCCAUCUACAGUGACAACACCCUGCAGGAGUGGCUGGAAGCUGUACUCUCCUCGUCUCAGAAGGGCAUCAAACUGGACUUCAAGAGCCUCAAGGCUGUGGGCCCCUCCCUGGACCUCCUCCGGCAGAUGACCGAGGCUGGCAAGAUUCGGAGACCGGUGUGGAUCAAUGCUGACAUCCUGAGGGGCCCCAAUGUGCCCAUCUCGAUUGAGAUCAAUGCUACACAGUUCCUGGCGCUGGUCCAGGAGAAGUAUCCCGAGGUCACCAUCUCUCCUGGCUUUACUACUCUGUAUGUGCCUCAGUUGCCAAACAGCACCUAUACCAAAGCCAUGGUGGAGAAGAUGCAGGAGCUGGUGGGGGCGCUGCCUCAGAGGAUCACCUUCCCUGUUCGGGCUUUCAUGGCACGGGCUGCUUGGCCCCACUUCAGCUGGCUCCUGGCCCAAUCUGAGAGGUACAGCCUGACACUGUGGCAGGGUGCCUCGGACCCCGUGUCGGUGGACGAUCUUCUCUUCAUCCGGGACAACAGUGCCACCCACCAAAUCUACUAUGACCUCUUUGAGCCCGUCCUGUCACAGUUCAAGCAGCUGGCCUUGAACAGCACCCGGAUGCGAACCUACUACACAGGUGGCAGCCUGAUCCCUCUUCUCCAGCAGCCCAGGAGUGAUGGCCUGGAGGUAGAGUGGCUGGAUCUAGAAGUGAAUGGCAGCAGGAGGGCAGCGGCCAUUACUGCCCCUGACAGAGAAGGCAUGAUCCUGCUGGAUGUGGGCCUCCAGGAACCUGAAGCUGGGACCCCUGUGCCCAUCCUGCGUACCCAAGGUGGUCCUGCUCUGACAUUAGAGUCCUGUCUGUUGCAGCUGGCUGCUCACCCCGGGUCCUGGGGCAUCCAUGUGAACAUUGUGGAACCCGCAGCUCUCCGGCCCUCCCUGGCCACACUGGCACGCCUCUCCACCCUUGGCCGUCUGCCCUGGCCCGUGUGGGUGGGGGCUACAAUCUCACAUGGUAAUUUUGUGGUCCCUGGUCAUAUGGCCGGCAGAGAACUGCUUACAGCCGUGGCUGAAGUUUUCCCUCAUGUGACCGUGGCACCAGGCUGGCCUGAAGAGGUUCUGGGCAGCGGCUAUCAGGAGCAGAUGGUCACAGAUAUGCUGGAGCUAUGUCAGGGACUCUGGCAACCUGUGUCCUUCCAGCUGCAGGCUGGGCCACUGGGCCGGAGUUCGGCCAAAGCUGUGGCCAGGCUGCUGGCAGCCUCCCCUCGAGCCACGGUCACUGUGCACCACAGCAUGGCUGGGAACAACUAUGCAGAUGUUUGGGCUGGGUUGUGGGUGGCCAGGGCCAUGGACAGGACCCGAGUCUAUUACAGGAUACCCCAGGAGUACCGAGAAGACUUGCUGGCAGAUGUGAGCAGGAACUGACCACCCAGUAAGACUGGACCAUCUAAUGUGGAAGGCUUCCCUGGGGAGUCAGGGUGA
This is a messenger RNA of Chionomys nivalis (European snow vole), 1827 nucleotides long. RefSeq names its product family with sequence similarity 151 member A (gene Fam151a). NCBI's taxonomy places the organism in Eukaryota, Metazoa, Chordata, Mammalia, Rodentia, Cricetidae. The transcript has 8 exons. The record is from RefSeq and is a predicted model, not a curated record.